Molecule: messenger RNA, 5022 nt
Organism: Brienomyrus brachyistius
Lineage: Eukaryota; Metazoa; Chordata; Actinopteri; Osteoglossiformes; Mormyridae
Product: probable E3 ubiquitin-protein ligase HERC3
Exons: 24
Coding region: 661-3573 (970 amino acids)
Biological process (GO): protein ubiquitination; ubiquitin-dependent protein catabolic process
Molecular function (GO): ubiquitin protein ligase activity
Source: RefSeq, a predicted model, not a curated record
GGAUUGUAUCAUGGAAGCUUUCAGUUGUGGAUAUUUAAUUAUUGUAGGUGUUUUGUAUUUCCCGAACUCUGUUCAUUUUAGACACUUGUUUAGAGAAGGUCAGGAUUCCAGUAAGUGACUUUCAGUAUUUGCAUACAUUGCAGCUCUAGUUGUUCAAACAUGUUGACAUUAAAAUCAAAUGAACCUGUUCCAAUGAACCGUUAUCAAUGAAGGACGAUUCCUUUAUUCGCUGGUUUCCUGACUACGCGCGAGCACGGAAGCGGGGAAGCAGCAGCCAGAGCCGAGGAAUCGGGUAAUUGAGGGUUUAUUAAAAGGGAGACAAAGCAGGAACAUCGAACAGAUGCGAGACGUCUUCAAUGACCGGACUGGGGAAAACAUACCUAACGCAGACUUAAAUAUAUUGGACUAAUGGCAGCAACAAGAAACAGCUGGUAAACACGGGGAUUCCAUACGAUGCAGAUGGCACAAAACCAGGGGGCAAGGAGGCAAAGGGCGGGGGGGAAAUAGGGAGCCGGAGAGAACCCUGGCGGGCAGAAAGCAGGAGCCGCAGGGGCAGCAGGCGAUCGUGAGGCCAGAGCUGAAGAGACCCUCAGCAACCGUGAGGCAGGAACACCGAAGGGGGUGAGGAGGAAGGUGAAGGGACUGACGGUGGAGGCGAGGAUGGAAGUGAAGGGGACAAUGGAGGAGGGAGGAGAAGCCACUGACGAGUCAAAACCGGGGGCGUUGGAGGAGGGACAGCAGCUGCCCGAUGAGGCACUGCAGGGGGGACCAGCAGGCGACCACCGAGCCAGAGCCAGAGGACCCACUGGCGACUGCCGAACCAAAGCCAGAGGGAUCAAAGGCGAGCCAGGAGGCAGGGCGGAGUCCUUUCAUCUGAAGGGGAAGAUACACACGCUGCACUGUGGUGCCUGUCAUGUUGUUGUGGUCACAGCAAAGGGCAAAGUAUACCAGCUGGACUGUGGGCAGCCAAAAAGCAACCCCAGGUAUUUGCAUCUCAACAAGGUGGUACAGGUUGCCUGUGGAGACAAUCACUCUGUACUCCUUAGGCAAGAUGGACAGAUCUUCACCUGGGGGUGCAACUCCAGUGGUCAGCUGGGUCUUGGGAACAGAGAACCCAGUAAAAUGCCCCAGUCUCUACUGGGCCUGGCAGGGAUCCCCCUGGCUCAAAUAGCUGCUGGAGGCGACCACAGUUUGGCUUUGUCUGUCUCAGGAGCUGUAUUCAGCUGGGGGAGCAACCGCAGGGGGCAGCUGGGCCUGGGAGACGUGACUGAUCGUGAUAGGCCUGUUCCAGUGAGAUCUUUACAUGGGAAGAAGACGAUCUACAUUUCCUGUGGGGGGGAGCACACUGCCACUUUGACACAGGGAGGCCUUGUGUUCACAUUUGGAUCUGGAGAAUUUGGCCAGCUGGGGCACAACUCAGACAGAGACGAGCUGCACCCUCGCCUGGUGGCUGAACUCUGGGGGGCGCCAGUGACUCAGAUCGCGUGUGGAAGGUACCACACACUUACCUAUGUUACAUCUUUGAAAACAAUCUAUGCUUUCGGCCAUGGUCAACAGGGACAGCUUGGAAAUGGACUGACCACAGAUCAGAAUAUACCACUUCCUGUUCACUUACCAACAGAGCACCGAGAGUGUGGACUUCGCAGAAUCCUUGCUGGUGAAAAUCAGUGUUUUGCACUUUGGUGUCCUGCUCAGGGACCUGAAAACUGCAGCACUUUGGAGGGAAUUCCCACCAUAGAUGACAAAACAGUCAACAAUUGGUUGUCCAGAUGUGAUUCAGAGUCACGGAAAACAAAAAAGGAAAUAACUCAGCUUUUUUCAUCGGCUUCCUGUAUUAAUGGGAGCUUUCUCCGGCAGGGCCAUGACAGGUUUUGCCGAACCAGACCCAAAACCUCUAGCCUGGACUUAUCUCUUGCACGUCAGACAUUUGAGAAGCUUGGAAGAAACGAGGAGGUCUUGAUGCAGGUUUUAUCCGUGGUUCUGAAGAAUCUGCUGCCAUCUCUGAGCACAGUGGCUGCUGAUGUGGAAGGGCUGAGGGUCUACCUGAUCCUGCCUGAGCUCAUCAGGGUUCUGCGCACACAGCAGAAUAUCAGGGACCUCAGCCUCGCUUUUGCCGAAGCCGUUCUACCCCAUGUCGAUAUGGCGGUCUUAUGGUCGGAGCUUCCUUUCAACUUCUUCAAGGACCUUGUUAAGAUCUUUCGCUCAGUGUUGUCAGCUUUCCUGCAUGAGAUGCGGACUGAGUGCACAGGUGACUCAGACUGGAAACUGAAACUGGAGAAUAUCGCGAUCCUUCUGCACAGGCUCUCUGAGGUUAACCUCAGAUCUGGUAGAAAAAUAGACGAAAGUAACUUUUACAUCAGUGAGAUUAAACUCUACUUUCGUGAUCUGCAAGAACAGUCGCUCAGAAAUAAAGUACUAUUCAUGAAAAUCCUAAAUCUUCUGUCACAGUACCCUGCAUUCUUUGACAUGGAGUCUAAAUGCGUGAUAUUUAAAAUUAACUUCUGGAUUAACUUUUUUGAGAGAGAAGCUUCUGAAAACCCAUUUGAGCAGAACUCCCUGUAUGUAAACAGGAAGUCGCUGUUGGCUGACACACUCCACCAUCUCCGCAACGUCUCCCGGAACUUCUGCUUGCCUUUGCAGGUGAAGUUUCACGAAGAGGACGGUGUUGAUCAUGGAGGUGUUUCUCAAGAAUUCUUCUCCAUACUCGGAAGGGAAUUUCAUUCAAUGAGGCCACACAUGUUUGAAUUCUUUGAAGACUCCAGGCUUGUUUGGUUCACCUCAGAGGUCCAGUGUGACCCUGACCUGUUCCUGUGGCUCGGUGUUCUCUGUGGUAUGGCCUUGUACAACUUCUGCAUCAUCAACUUCCAUUUCCCCCUGGUGCUGUUUAAGAAGCUACUGAGCCACAAGCCCACACUGAAGGACCUAGAAGACCUCUCUCCAGUAGAAGCCAGGAGUUUGAACGAGGUCCUGAAAGAAGAGGAGGAUUUUGUAGAUCAGCUGGACCUGGACUUCACAGCAAAAGGACAUGAACUAGUUCCAAAUGGACGAGAGAAGCUUGUUACCAAAUUCAACAGAUGUGAAUACGUAGAUGCCUACGUCAAUUAUGUAUUCAAUGUAUCGGUCAAGCAACAGUUCAGCGCAUUUGCUGAAGGAUUUUCCCGCGGCUGUCCGAAUGAGAAAUGGAAAAUGUUUGUACCAGAGGAGCUUCUUGCAGUUUUCACUGGAAAUGUCAACUACGAAUGGGAGGAGCUGCGGAAGAAUGCCACAUAUAAGGGCUACAGCGCCGACCACGAGAACAUCCAGCGUUUCUGGAGCGUCUUUGCGGAACUCUCAGAACAACAGAAGAAAAACUUCUUGUCUUUCAUGACCGGAAGUGACCGCCUGCCAGUGGGAGGGCUCUCUAAAGUCUGUCUGGAAAUUGUCAAGUACAACAAAGAGGGCCCAGAUGACUACUACCCUGUGGCCAACACCUGCUACCGCGUGUUACACCUCCCCAACUACAGCAACAUGGAGACCCUGAGGGAGAAGCUCCUGCACGCUAUUCAGUUCUAUGAAGAGUUCGGAGAGAGAUAGAUGGCCAAGAAGCGGACACAUGUUUGUUGGAGGGUGUGUGAGUGUGUGAGACUGUGUGAGUGUGUUAUUGAGCAUCUGUGUUAGUAAGAGUUUUUGUGUUUGUGUAAGUGAGUGAAUGAGCGGGUGAGUGACUUUGAGUGUGUGAGAAUGAGUGAAUUAGGGAGCGAGUGUGUUAGUGAAUGAGAGUGUUUGUGAGUGAGUGAGUGAGUGAGAGUGUUUGUGAGUGAGUGAGUGAGUGAGUGAGAGUGUUUGUGAGUGAGUGAGUGAGUGAGUGAGAGUGUUUGUGAGUGAGUGAGUGAGUGAGUGAGAGUGUUUGUGAGUGAGUGAGUGAGUGAGUGAGUGAAUGAAUGGCUAAAGGAAUGACUGCUAUUAUUGGUCAGACUCACCUGUACACUGUCAUGUGCCUUAUCUGACACAAUUAGUAAGAAAUUUAGUUAGAAGAGAUAAUAUUUAGAUAAUGUAUAGAAAAAUAUAUUUAUUCUGUUUGAGGAGGCAGUGAGUGUCACAAAAAAGACCAAAGUGUGAGUUUAUAUGUCAUAUACUGAUAUAUAUUGAUGCUGCCAAAUUUACUGUGAGUUCAGGUAAAGAAAAAAUAAAACACUGAAGAGCAGUUAGAUCAGCGUCUGCUUGAGCUGUUGUCCCGACUCACAGUGAAAACAGGCAUUUAGAAUAAUUAGGAAUAAUUUCUAAAUCCUUAUACUUGUAUUGCCUUAUUUGCUAUUUAAGUCCCAGGGAUGUACUGUGGAUACUGGACACCACUUGUUGCUUUUCAUCAUUUCUGGGACACCACAAACUGGAAUAGCAGGAAAUGACUGCUGGGUUCCACUUACAGGAGACAUGACAUCCGCUUUCCUCGCGAUGCCUCUGUCCGUCUGCCAUUUUUCCUGAUUGUUGGAAUGGUGUCCAAGGCCUCUAGUUUUGAGACGCUGUCUGUUGGGAAUCUGCAAAACCCAGAUGGUCACCAGAUUGGCUGGCCAAUCACAAGGCAUAUAGCUGGAUUUUGCUCAAAAUGGCCGUAAUAAGUGUAUGCUUUAAAAGCCAGCAUGUGCUGAAAAGUCUGUCUGCCUUCAGAUUGGUAGUCUGACAUUAUACAGCCGUGGAAAAAUUUAAGAGACCACAGCACAAUUUUUUAUUUCAUUCAUUUCUCAAUUUAUGGGGGUGUGAAUAAUAUAUGAUGAUGUAAGGGGUUAGCAAGGGUGGGGUGAAACUGGUGGCAACAGGCCAUGAUCCUAAAGGGAUGCAGAGUUGCAUGAGGUCAUGACCUUUGAGGUUAUCACACACUGCACGUGGACAAGAGCCCCUGCCUUAAGCAAUGGGGUAGAAGAUUGCCUUUUAAGGGGAGGUGCAGAAAUGUAAAAAAACCUGAGUGUUUUCUUUGUUCGGGGGUCCACUUCUUUGGAUUGGGGAGGCUCUUUAAGUGCCUCCCUUAAUAAAGUAACUUUAUCUUAA